UUCAUAACAAAUCGUCACUUCCUCUGACCGCUGCUAAAAGGUGAUCAGCCUCAGACUUUGCAUCAAUGUUGCGUUUGAUUGCAACAUCCCUGUGUCUACGGUGCCAACAUGUCACAGCUCUGCCUUUAAACCUCAGGUCAUUUAGCUCCACGGAGAACCAGGAGACCGUGGAGGCCCUUUACGAUCUCUCUGUGGACAUCCAGAAAGUCCGACAACUCAAGGGCUGGGUGCUGCAUCAGAGUCCAGCGUACACUAAGGAGGUGGCCGACCUGCUGAAGGACAUGGGAGCCUCCGGCCCCAUCAUUGCUCGGAUCUUAGCCGUUCACCCUGAGGCUGUCCUCUGUGAUCCGGAGCGGAUGCAGACUCAGAGGGACCUGUGGAUGUCCGUGUGUCCAAACCACACAGAGCUGGUUGGGAUCAUUGAGAAAUUCCCAGCAUCCUUCUUCACCUCCUCCUGUCACCACGACAACCAGCGGAACAACAUCGCCUACUUCCAGAGUUUAAACCUCAACAAACGAAUCAUCACUAAACUUAUGGCCAGCGCUCCGCAGAGCUUCAGCCGGCCUGUGGAGCAGAAUGAAGUGAUGGUCCACACCCUGCAGCAGGCCUACCAGGAGCUCGGGGGUGAGGAGGCCAACAUGAAACCCUGGCUGCAGAAACUUCUAAGUCAGAACCCGUUUGUUCUCCUGAAGCCCCCGGAGGUACUGAGGGAGAACCUGCUGUUCCUGAGAGACAAGGGCUUCAGCACGGCGGAGCUCCUCCGCCUCCUCUCCAAUCUUAGGGGCUUUGUCACUGAGCUCAACCCGGACAGCAUGUGUCGCACCCUGACGUACUCCAAGGACACCAUCGGGUGCUCCGAGGCAGAGCUGCGGGACAUUGUCCUCAAGUGCCCGGCUCUGCUUUACUACCCUGAAUCUAUUCUAGAUGAGCGCUUUAAGGGGCUCCUCGGCGCUGGGGUCAGCAUGUCUCAAAUCACGGAGACUCCGACUGUCCUGGAGCUGACCACGCAGAUAGUGAGCUACCGCAUCCAGCGGCUGAAGGCACGCGGUUAUGACGUAAGGACGGGUAGUCUGCAGGUCCUCAACGGCACCAAGAAGGACUUUGAGAUCAGCUUUGGAAAACUACAGCUGCGCCGAGAGAGACCACUGUUUAACCCCGUCGCCCCUUUAAGAGUAGAUGACUGACGUCGGUUGCAUGGACUAAUGAAACUGUAACUGGAUAUUUGUUGUUCAUGUGGUUAUUGGUGUAUGCACUGAUCAGCCACAACAUCAGCACUACCUUUGUAAUAUUGUGUAGCUCUCUCUUAAGCCUCCAAAACACUCCUGACUCAUCAGAGAAUGGGUGUGGGCCGUCUGAGGGUGUCCUGUUGUGGCUGAUCUGUGCAUAAUUUGUAUCAGGUUGAAGUGUCUUAAAGUAUAAAGGUGCAUUCACUUUAAGCCGUUACUUUAUUAUCAGAUACGUGCAUGUUUUAUACCUCAGAAUCUACUUUAAUAAUCCCAGGGGGAAAUUACUUUUCUUUACGGCAGCUCCUGCUCAAAGUGAACCAGUGUUCGGAACAAAGAGGAAUGUAGGCAGUAAGAAUAUGUAAGAAUAAGUAGGCAAUUAUAAUAAGAAUACAUGCAUCAAUGGAAAUUAUUGCACAUGGUGAGUCCAGAGUGGAAGAAAUGUAUAAAGAAAUAUAUACAAGUAUAUGAAAAGAAAGUGAACAAGAGUUAUCACAGCUGCUGUUACUUUACCAUUUAAACUUGGAAAAGACUAAAUCGUAAAGAGUCAGACUGACUCUGUCUGACUUGUUGUCUUUUUUGAUCUGAACUGGGAUCACACCCAGUUUGUUCCGCUGUCACAAUCUCCAACCCUUCGGAAUGUAACGUAAUUAAAAUUCCAUUAACAGAA
Molecule: messenger RNA, 1893 nt
Organism: Mugil cephalus (flathead mullet)
Lineage: Eukaryota; Metazoa; Chordata; Actinopteri; Mugiliformes; Mugilidae
Gene: mterf2
Product: mitochondrial transcription termination factor 2
Exons: 2
Coding region: 66-1184 (372 amino acids)
Biological process (GO): termination of mitochondrial transcription; regulation of DNA-templated transcription
Cellular component (GO): mitochondrial matrix
Molecular function (GO): double-stranded DNA binding
Source: RefSeq, a predicted model, not a curated record